AUGAUUGUGGAUACAACAAAUGAAGAUAACAUCAUGAAUACAGAUACCAGUAUUACAUUGACAAAGUCAAAUGAUAAUAAUGAAAAGCUCACUUUUGAUGACGAAAGUGAUGAAUAUGAAAUUGAUCAAUUAUUGUCAGAUGAAUUAUUGACUGCAGAAAGUGUUUUCGAAGCGCAAGAAGAUGAAAUGUCAAUAAAAAUUAAAGAAGACGUUGAUAUAGAAAAUGAACAAUUAAACACUCAUGAAUUGUAUCAGUGUGUACCAGAAGGCACCAAUAAUCAAAUUUUGAAAGAGUUGUACACCUUUGAAGACGGAGCUUUUCUUGUAUAUGAUAGAAUUGAUUACAAAGAAAUUGAUAUAGAUGCUUUUUCAGAAUCAAUUAGAAGAUUUUCUUAUGAUCAUGACAACAAUUUUGUAUUAGAAAGAUAUAUUGUUGCACUCAAUUAUAUGUUUAAAAGAGCUAGUGAUAUCACUAAUACCAAAACACUUAAAAGUGUCAAAGUGAUGCAAAGAAAAGUAUGUGACUAUGUUAUACAUGGUGAAAUGGUUAAAGCUCACCUGAGUGCCGAACAAAUACGAGCAUUGAAGCGGUGUACAUUGGUAAGUCACGCAACAUUGAGUAGAGAAUCUCUUGAAAGAGCAAAUACAUUGGCUCUAAGCUCGAGAACAUGCAAUGCACAAGUAUUUAAAGCCAAUGAAAUAAAGAAAGAAAAACUUAAAGUUGAAAGAUGUGAAUAUAAAUGUUUGGUAAUUUCAAUUGACUCAACAACGAAAAAUGAACAAGAAAUAUUCUGUGUAUUAUUGAGAUUGGUCAAAGGAAGAAAGUGUUAUUCAAUGCCACUUAUAUUAAAACAAUACAAAGGCCAAACAGAUGCAAAAACACUUGCUAAAUGGAUUGUUGGAAAAAUUGGGGUUGAACACUUAUAG
Entamoeba invadens IP1 is the source of this 927-nucleotide messenger RNA. RefSeq lists its product as hypothetical. Bases 1 to 927 code for a protein of 308 amino acids. The transcript has a single exon. The record is from RefSeq and is a predicted model, not a curated record. NCBI's taxonomy places the organism in Eukaryota, Evosea, Mastigamoebida, Endamoebidae.